Messenger RNA from Hordeum vulgare subsp. vulgare (domesticated barley), 1322 nucleotides. RefSeq names its product G patch domain-containing protein 8. The coding region runs from base 99 to 1028 and encodes 309 amino acids. The transcript has 7 exons. Lineage: Eukaryota; Viridiplantae; Streptophyta; Magnoliopsida; Poales; Poaceae. The record is from RefSeq and is a predicted model, not a curated record. Gene Ontology annotation, molecular function: nucleic acid binding.
GAAAAGGGUGAGGGUAGAGGAGAGAGCCCAUCGUCAACCCCCCAAUCCCCACCCACCCUCGUCGCCGGCGCCGGCUCCGGCGAAAACCCUAGCGAGCCAUGGAGAGGCCCGACCACGGCGGCAUCGGCAGCGGCAGCAAGAACCCACCGGCCUCUGGGAAGGAGGCUGGGGCGGAUGAGGAAUACGGAGGAAGGUACGACCGGCUGGACGAGGAGGUGGAGUUCCGGCUACCGAGGGGCCACCGUCCGGUGGAGAACCUGGACACGGAGGGGCUGGAGCAGGCCUCCGUCGACACGCAGCUCGCCUCCUCCAACGUCGGCUUCAGGCUUCUGCAGAAGAUGGGCUGGAAGUCCGGCAAGGGCCUCGGCAAGAACGAGCAAGGUAUACUAGAGCCCAUAAAAGCUGGUAUCAGGGAUGCAAAACUAGGAGUGGGGAAGCAAGAGCAGGAUGACUUCUUCACAGCUGAGGACAAUGUACAAAGAAAGAGAUUAAAUGUUGAACUUGAGGAGACCGAAGAGCAUAUUAAGAAGCGUGAGGUCACAGCAGAACGUGAGCAGAAAAUCCGCAGUGAGGUUAAGGAGAUACAGAAGACGUUCUUUUGCAGCCUCUGUAAUAAGCAAUACAAGCUUGCAUAUGAAUUUGAGAGUCAUCUAAGCUCAUAUGACCAUAAUCAUAGGAAGAGGUUCAAGGAAAUGAAAGAGAUGCAAAGCGGCAACAGUGGCAACCGUGAUGAUAGGCAGAAACGUGAGCAACAGCGAGAAGAGAAGGAGCUGGCAAAAUUUGCCCAACUGGCAGAUGCUCAUCGAAAGCAGCAGAAAGAGAAGCAAGAACAACCAGAGAUCUCAGGAGAUCAAGCUACGUCGAAGAACUUGCCGACCCCGGGCAAUCAGGAUCAGCGUCGAACAUUGAAGUUUGGCUUCUCCAAGAUGACCCCUUCCAAGGCGCCUGUUGGCAACAUGAGCAAGAAACCAAAGAUUGCCACGAAGGUCCCUUCCGUCUUCGGAAACGACAGCGAUGAGGAUGCAUGAUCUUCCUUUGCCGUCACAUGAUCAUGUAAGUCACACAAGAGGGGAGUGCGGGCCUUGUCAGUAGAUUCCAGUGAGAAGAUGACAUGGAUGUGAUGUGCUGCUGGUUUGACCAGAUGAUGCGGAUAGCGGCAUCUUGAACAACCCCAUCAACAAGCAGCAACUUAUUUAGAUGCCGCGGCAUCAAUCAAGUGUAUUAAUGUGAGCAUACAUUGUACUAAGUCGGCUUGUAUUUGCAUAUCACAGAGUGGUGGUAAUUAAGUGGCUUGAGGAGCCAUGGCAAGCUGUCAACUAGAA